This is a messenger RNA of Lasiosphaeria miniovina, 987 nucleotides long. RefSeq lists its product as uncharacterized. The transcript is spliced from 2 exons. The record is from RefSeq and is a predicted model, not a curated record. NCBI's taxonomy places the organism in Eukaryota, Fungi, Ascomycota, Sordariomycetes, Sordariales, Lasiosphaeriaceae. Gene Ontology annotation, molecular function: 4-hydroxy-tetrahydrodipicolinate synthase activity. The coding region runs from base 1 to 987 and encodes 328 amino acids.
AUGGCCUCCCCCGCGCGCGUGCCGCCCAAGGGCGUCUUCGUGCCGUCGCCGACCUUCUUCCAGCCGCCACCGGCCGACGGCUCACCGGCAGCGGUCGACGUGGCGGCGCAGGUGGCGCACAGCGUGUUCCUGGCGCGGGCAGGGAUCACGGGGAUCGUGCUGCUGGGGUCGACGGGUGAGGCGAUCCAUCUAACACGGCCCGAGCGCGUCGCGCUGGUGGCGGGCGUGCGCGAGGGCGUCGGUGCCGGCUACCCACUGAUGGCCGGCGUGCUGACGAGCGGCGGGCUGGCCGACACGCUCGAGUGGCUGGCCGACGUCGCGGCCGCCGGCGCCGACUGGGGCCUCGUGCUGGCGCCGGGCUAUUUUGGCGCCGCUGCGUCCCAGAGCAGCCUCGCCGCCUGGUACGCGCGCGUCGCCGACGCCAGUCCGAUCCCGAUUCUGGUGUAUAAUUAUCCCGGGGUGACGAACCAGGUGCUCGUCCUGCCCGAGACGUACCCCACUCUGGCGGCGCAUCCGAAUAUUGUCGGGUGCAAGAUGUCCCACGGCAACGUGUCGCAUCACGUGCAGGUCUCGCUGGACCCGGCCAUCGACCACGACCGGUUUCGCGUGUACAGCGGCUUCGGGCAGCAGCUGGGGCCGAUUGUGCUGUUCGGCGCGGCGGGCGUCAUCGACGGCAUGGCCGCCUUCUUCCCCAAGACGGUGGUGCGGCUGAUGGCGCUGGCGCUGGCGGCUGCCGACGAGAACAACACGGAGGCGUCGGGCUCUGCCGCCGAGAUCCGCCGCCUGCAGUUCGUCGUCAGCCGUGCCGAGGAGUUCGUCGUGCGCUACGGCCUCAUCGGUAUCAAGGAGGCCGUGUUCCGCGUCACAGGCAUCGGCGCCUUCGACACGGGCCGCCUGCCCAUCGUCGGGAAGCUCCCAGACGGCGAGUGGGACAAGGCCAGGGGCUUGUUUCUGUCCGAGAUUGAGAAGACGGAGGCGAGUCUGUAG